Molecule: messenger RNA, 1404 nt
Organism: Thelazia callipaeda (thelaziosis nematode)
Lineage: Eukaryota; Metazoa; Nematoda; Chromadorea; Rhabditida; Thelaziidae
Source: the annotation of a GenBank genome assembly
AUGUGGUGGGUAGUCGUGCUCGUUCUCUCAACUUCAUCUCUUAAUGGCGACGAAAUCAAGCAACUUCCAGGAGCAAAGCAAUUGCAAAUCAGAUUCAAACAUUUUUCUGGAUAUUUUCAAGUUUCCAACAUUCAUUUUUUACAUUACUGGUUUGUGGAGUCACAAAAUAAUGUAGAGAAAGAUCCACUCAUAUUUUGGUUCAACGGAGGUCCAGGAUGCUCUUCUUUAGACGGUCUGCUCAAUGAAAUGGGACCGUAUCUGGUGAACGAAGAUGGACGAACACUGCGAAAUAAUCCAUUUACAUGGAAUAAGAUGGCUUCUAUAGUUUACAUCGAAUCACCAGCAGGUGUAGGAUAUUCAUAUGCAACUAAUGGAAAGAUUAAGACAACCGAUAGUCAGACAGCUCUGGAAAAUUAUAAGGCAGUCCAAGCAUUCUUCGAGAAGUUCCCGUCCUACCGUGAUCAUGCAGUAUAUAUUAUGGGAGAAAGCUACGGUGGCAUUUAUGUGCCGACGCUUGCUGCUCAUAUUAUACGAGAUUCAUCAAUCAAUCUGAAGGGUAUUGCAAUUGGCAAUGGAUAUGUGAAUGAAGUUUUAAAUAUUGAUACUUCUAUUCGCUUUGCAUAUGGUCACGGACUUAUUGAUGAGAAAACGUGGAAUACGUUAGAAAAGGAUUGCUGUCAUGGCUGUAUUGACACUUGUGAUCUGACAAAAGUUACUCUGGAAUUCUGCAAAAAUAUGGCGAGUAUUUUCGUCGAGAAAAUAUUUACAUUUUUGUGGGAAGGUGGUCUCAAUCCAUACGAUUUAUAUCGUGAUUGCGAUCCAAAUUCGGAAGAAAGUAAAACACGAAUCAACGCCAUGAAACGGAAUUUCGCUCCUACUUCCUUCGCUGCUAUGUAUAAAGAAGGAGAAAAUGAAAUUAAUUCAACUUAUUUUGUACCCAUUAAUCAUUAUGUACUUGGUGACGUACCGUGCUUGAAUGAUUCAGCUUUAUUAAACUACAUGAAUGAUGAGGAAGUGCGCCAUGCUUUGCAUAUUCCAUCUCAUUUGCAUAAAUGGGAUAUAUGCAGCAGUGAAGUCAGUAAGAAUUACGUGAGAAUAUACAAUGAUAUGGCUCCGUUCGUCAAACAGAUUAUCAGCGCUGGAGUGAGAGUAUUACUGUACUACGGUGAUACAGACAUGGCGUGUAAUUUUAUGAUGGGACAGCAAUUUUCUGCUUCCCUCAAGUUGCCUAGGAAGCAGAAAAAGGAAAAGUGGAUGUACAGUAAGCAAAUUGCCGGCUUCAAAACAGAGUAUGAAGGCUUGACAUUUUUGACUGUACGAGGUGCUGGACAUAUGGCCCCUCAGUGGCGCGCACCCCAAAUGCAGUACGUGAUUCAGCAAUUUAUCAGAAAUCAACCCAUCUAG